AUGAUUUCUAUUUCUGACAUUGAGACAAUAAAUAAGUUUAUUCUUGAAGCUAAUGGAACCCUUGAAAGCAUACAGAAGGCUUUCGUGAGAAAAUUUUCAUAAGAAUAUGGUCCUUAUCUCUACUUUUAUCAAGGGCUUUGCGAUAACGUACAUGAAUUAGAUGAUUUUGUUUUUAGAUAUUCACAAAAGGAUAAAGACUCCUAAUUAUUUACUUGUUAUAUAAUUCUGAAUUGAGACAGUGUUUAACAGAUAUUUCAAGUUAUAGCUAAAAUUAAUUUGAAAAGAAAUUCGUCCAAGAUCCAUAAUUUGUAAUGCAUUAUAUUAAGACUUAUAAGAUAGUAUGCUGGCCUUACAAUAAAGACCCUUUUAGAAGAAUAAGAUAAGUUGGCUAUGAAUGAUAAACAAUUAAAUAAAGAAUCCAUGCCUUAGAAUUCAUCAAAUAAAUUGAGAAAUUGUAUAUCCAUAAAUAGUAAUCCGCCUUAGUAAAAUAUUCAAAAUUAAAAUUUAGAAAAUUGCUCUAACAAUAACAUUUGGACAGGUUAUCCCAAAAAUAAAAUGGAUUUGACAUCGAAUUCUUAAGAUUGAUUCCAAAUAUCGUUUAGACUCGAUUGGAUUGGAUUGAUUUCUAUUAAACUCAUGAUGUUCAAUGGGAUUACUCAUUGUAGAUUAAUUCGGACAAGUUGAGUCAGAUUAAGGAAAUCAUGCAGAAGGCCCAUAUAGAAUAAUUGUCCGAGUAAGAAUUGAAGGUAUGAUGUUCGAUUGAUUUAAUAAGUAAUUUCAGGAGUAUUUGAAGAAAGACAAUAAUAAUUUACUUAAAAAUAGUGGAUUGCUGAAUUUCAAUUUGAGUGACUUGAUUGAGAAGAACUUAAAUCUUGCCUUUUUCCUAUUUUCUAAACAUUUUCCGAAUGCUGAAUUUCUGGAGUAUGAAUAUUUUAAUAGAAAUAGUUUAAUGGAUGCUAUGAUGACAAUUGAUAUUACACCAAAUGCUUUAGAGAUUAUGUGCAUGCUAAUAUAAUAAUUUCAUAUUCCCCAAGAAUACCUUAAUUAUUAUGUGAAUUAUUGUAUAUAAUUCUGCUCAAAUAUAAAAGUACUUCUAAAUAUUUAAAGAAUAGGAAAAAGGACAGUAAGUAAAAAUGAUCAAAUAUUUGACAAUUUUCCUCAAACAUCUGAUCAAUAAAAAGAUGUUGAAGACCUAUGAGCUGUAGACAGAGGUAUGAAAAAAUAAUGAUGAAUUUAGUUGCAAGCCUUUUCCAUUGAAUUUUCUAAUAUAGGAGAAACAUCAAGUCUAUUCAAAUUGAUAAAGAAUGAUUAAUAAUAAUGA
This is a messenger RNA of Paramecium octaurelia, 1321 nucleotides long. Lineage: Eukaryota; Ciliophora; Oligohymenophorea; Peniculida; Parameciidae. The record is from the annotation of a GenBank genome assembly.